Trichechus manatus latirostris (Florida manatee) is the source of this 453-nucleotide messenger RNA. It is a transcript of the gene SAPCD1, whose product is annotated as suppressor APC domain containing 1. Lineage: Eukaryota; Metazoa; Chordata; Mammalia; Sirenia; Trichechidae. The transcript is spliced from 4 exons. Bases 1 to 438 code for a protein of 145 amino acids. The record is from RefSeq and is a predicted model, not a curated record.
AUGGGGAGCAGGGCUCCUAGUGGGCUGCCCCUGGUGCAAACCCCCUACACAGUCCUGCUGCUGCCACUAGAGACAAGCCGCCAAGACCCAGGGGCUCGGAGCUUCUUCCUCUGGCUUCAGAGGAUGCAGGCUCUGGAGCGAGAACAGGAUGCCCUGUGGCAGGGGCUGGAGCUGCUGGAGCAAUGCCAGGCCUGGUUCGGGGGCCAUCUGAGGGAGGCACAGUGGAAGCAGCUGCAUCUGGGGGCCCUUGGUGAGAAUUUUCUAACAGAUUUACACUCAAAUCCUUGUGGCCCCCCGUUAUCCCAGAUUCAAAAGGUGAACAUCUAUUUGCAGAAUCUGAUUCAGAGGAAGGAAUUCUCAAGGCAGCAGAAAGGAGUCAUCCAGCCAAAGGAGGAAAAGGUUGAGCCCAAGGGGCAGAGAGGCCCUACCCUUGUCUAGGGCCUCCUCCCACUC